Mus pahari (shrew mouse) is the source of this 451-nucleotide messenger RNA. It is a transcript of the gene Misfa, whose product is annotated as SPTY2D1 opposite strand. The record is from RefSeq and is a predicted model, not a curated record. The transcript has 4 exons. Bases 136 to 300 code for a protein of 54 amino acids. NCBI's taxonomy places the organism in Eukaryota, Metazoa, Chordata, Mammalia, Rodentia, Muridae.
UUUGGAACCAAGGAAUGGAACUAACAUGCGACAGUCUGUCAACUGAAAGUUUCAUGAGUUCGCUCCCUUGCCAAGAUCCUGGCGAACAGUCUCUUACCGUGUGAUUGAGGCUCAGAAAUUAUUUUUCUUUUGGUGAUGAUCGUGCUGGGCUGGAUGCUUUUUGUUGGCCUUGCGUCCUACAUGGGCACAUUUCCAGAGGCAAUGCCUCCAGCUCUAAAGUGGAAAGAGAGGUUGCCUGGCCGGGAGAACAAGGCACGGCGGCGAAGGAUCCAAGCUUUGGAGGAGGAGCUGCUGCUAUGAGUGAGUCAGGAACGAUGUGGAAGGGAUAUAAGUAUCCCCCAGGAGGGACCCCUCUGGAAGUAAACAAAGAUGACCCUGGUGAACCCAUGCAGCUGUGAAGAUCACCCAACUGCACAGUUCCUGUUGUAGGUUUCGCAUAAAGUAAUCGCAC